AGAAAUGCUGCUAACUAAACAUUUUUUUUUAUCAGUGUAACUUCUCGUACACCAUGCAAGGAUGUAAAAAUAAAUGUUGUACUUAGAAUCGUGGACGAUUCUUGAAGCAUGUCAAAAUGUGCACGUUUCAACCUUUGCUGAUGCUGCAAAGUAAACUGGACUAAGUUAGGUUAAAGUUCUGCAAACCCUUAACGCUCUGUUUACUCACCGCAGUUCGCGCAGGUUCGCGUGAGGUCAAGUUGCAGGACUCGUGAGAAUAUUCGGUAAAUUGUUGAGCUGGCACUAAGUUGAAAUCAAUUAUUUUAUCACGACUGCCAAAACAGACAAACGGGCACUACGUCGACAAUUUUUUCGAAUUCAAGCCUAAUUAUUGGCCCUUUUCUGUUUGCAGCUAAUUAUUGUGUUUACAGUGUUUGAGUAAGAGAAAACUGCUCGUCUAAAUAUUCCGAUAAUGGAUAAAAUAGCACUGGAUAGCUCUUCAGACGAGGAUGAUCCGUAUACAAAUUCCGUUGCUCGUUUGAGAGCAUUGAAGAAACAGCGUUUCGAAAGUGAUGAACCUGUUGAGAUAGUAAAGAACAUAGAGCAGCAAACGAAUGGUGAGGAGAUGAAAGACGGAGAGGUAGACGGCAGUGAGAUGAACGGUAAAGAGAUAAACGGUAACGAAGUAAAUGGUCAAAACGAGUAUGUCGAAGAAAUAAGAUAUGGUGUACAAACGCGAAGCAGGACGGUAAGAGGUAGAAGGAAUAGAAAUAUUAUUGCUAGGGCUAACCGUAUUACUGCUACUACUACUAGAGGUAGACGAAAAGAGGGAAGGUAUUUACCUGAAAAUUUAGAGUGCGACGUGGAAGUCACGGGAGAGGUAAAGCCCAAGUCGACUCUCCAAUCUAAUGAUGAUAUAAUUACACUGUCAGACGAAGAUACUUACAAAGAAGAUGACAACUAUGAGAUUAAUAUCAAAGUACACUGGAGAUCAAAUAGACUCGAUCGUUUGAGCAUGUGUAGACACGACAGUUUCAAAAAAAUUUUCGAAUAUUACGCCAAUCUGGAAAAAGUUUCUGUGAAUGAAAUCCUAAUUAUGAAGAAGGAUAAAAUUAUUAAUCACGCCGACACCCCUGCGUCGCUCAAACUUUCCAUUAUAGAUAUACUCGAUGGUGGGAUAGUGAAUCCAGGCAUGAACACGACCGAGGAGAAGAACAACGACGAGGACAUGUGCAGCAUUAAAGUGCAAACGGCGAACAAAAAACAGUCUUUGACCAUUCCACUUAGAAAGGAUGAGGGAUUUAAGGCGCUAUUCGCUAAUUGCGCCAAGCAACUUAAUGUGAAGGAGAAAGAUCUCAAGUUUUACUUUGAUGGAGAGCAGAUCGAUCCGACAGACACUCCGGAGUCCUUGGAUCUCGAAGGAGAAGCUUGCAUCGAUCUUCAUAUCUCUACAUAACAAGGAUAGAAGAUUUAAAAUAAGCAUGUGUUCAUUUAUAUUGUAAAUAUAUCAUUGCCGUUAUUUGAUAUGAGGUACACGUUAUACAUAAUAUUUUCUAUUAUUAAAUGUAUAUGGCUACCAAAUCUUAUUUAUAGUCUAUUAUGGGGGAGCUUUUUGAUUAGACAAUAUUUUAAAACUGCCAUUGAUGUGUAAAUUAUAUAAAUAAAUUGUGUUUGCAGAAACAUUCAUGUAAGAAAGAUGUAUAAAUGCAAAGAAUGUAAACCGGCUUUCGAGAUCAAACUAUAUUUAUGAUGGAAUUAUUAACGAUGGGUUUAAACAGAUUUUAAAAUACUUUAUUCGUGCUGCAACUUUGUUUCUAUGUAUAAUAGGGAGCGUGAUAUUUGUUACUACUUAUUAGUCUUACAAGAAUACGUGUUCGAAUCGAGUUAAUUGCUGCAUGCCAUCUUAAAUUACAGUAACAGUAUUAUAUAACGUUAUGUAAUAUGGUGUUAGAACUUAAUUCCUCCAAAAGGUAUUUUUACAACAACAACGAAUCAUAUAUUUAUAUAUAUUGUAAUACAUUAUUAUAUUAUACAUAAUGUACAUAACAUAUUGAUAUGCUCUAUAGGUAUAUAAGUGCGUUAUAUACAUAUAAAGCGCUCCCAAUAAUUAUUGUUUAUUACGAUUCUGCACAAUAUAUUGACUGUACUACAUUC
This is a messenger RNA of Vollenhovia emeryi, 2133 nucleotides long. RefSeq lists its product as uncharacterized. Bases 452 to 1435 code for a protein of 327 amino acids. The transcript is spliced from 7 exons. Gene Ontology annotation, biological process: cytokine production; positive regulation of transcription by RNA polymerase II. The record is from RefSeq and is a predicted model, not a curated record. NCBI's taxonomy places the organism in Eukaryota, Metazoa, Arthropoda, Insecta, Hymenoptera, Formicidae.